Molecule: messenger RNA, 3293 nt
Organism: Gigantopelta aegis
Lineage: Eukaryota; Metazoa; Mollusca; Gastropoda; Neomphalida; Peltospiridae
Product: nucleolar protein dao-5-like
Exons: 6
Coding region: 200-1684 (494 amino acids)
Source: RefSeq, a predicted model, not a curated record
UGGGGACAACUCACACGAUGAUAGGGAUAAAUCCUGUUUCUAGGGGUCACAGUGAAAAUAAUAGCAUGUAGUGUGUUGCCUGUAUGCUGUGGCUUAUUGAGAGUGCUUCCCUUUUUGGACCCUUCGAAGUAAAAUUAAAUUACAGCGUAUGAAUACAGUGACCCACAACGAAAUCUACGUCGAAUACUGACACUGCGAGAUGGCGGAAGUGACGGAAACUCAGGACGGAAUCGAGAUGGUGGAAAAGAAAAAAGAUGAAGGAAACAAGAUGGAAGAAAAGCCAAACGAGGAAGAAAAAGACGAAAAGAAAAAUCAUAAACCAACAUCGCACGGUCCGGAUUCCGGCGGAGACAAGUUUGCGGAACUUAUCAGUAGACUGUAUGGCCCAGACUACAUUGCCGCCCGGAAGCUGCUCAACCGGCGACUGAAGAAGAAAGGGAUGGGGGCGAAGCCGGCGCUGUCGUUGUACGACCGCAUCAUGCUGUACAGGAAGAUGAAGGAAGAUGAGGAGGAACCUGAAAAGAAAGAACCUGAAGAACCAAAGAGAAAAAUAGACAGGACAAAAAGCAACAACUCUCUCGACAGCGUUGAUAUCUCUCAAUACACAAACAACAACAACGAACCGAGAACACCAACACCGAAACCGACGGUCGUCAGCCGACAGGCAACGCGCAGGUCCGGAAGUGCCCAUGACCUUAUCCGGCGGAAGCGAGAGCAGCAAGACACUCUCAAAGUUGAAGACGAAGAUGUGAAAGCAACACCACGUGACGUGAUUGUGGACAUCAAAGAAAAAGAUGAGAUAAUCGAGGAGAGAACCACGCCGAUAAACCAAACGCGCGAGACACGACAGGAAAAGGUUGUCAGGGAAGAAAGGACAGUCUUACCCCCAGUGAGGUCCGCCACUCCACAGCGCCCUCCAUCGACAACGUCCAACAAGUCAUCGGAGGAGAAGACAACUCUUCCUCCAAUCACCAAAGAAGAGAAGGUAAUUCAGGAGAUUAAGGAAGAGAAGGUUGUGCAGAAAGAAGUUGUGCGCGAGACUCGAACCACAGACGUUGCUGUUGCCAGCGCUGCCGUUGUCGCGACCCAGUCGAGUCGAUUACGUGAGGAGAGGGUCGAGAAAUCGGAUACAAAGAAGGUGGAAAAUUCUAAGAUUAAGAAUGAAGAAAUCAAGAAAUCUGAUGUGUCUGAAACAAAACGCGAGGAGACCAAGAGUGUAAACAAAUCUUCUACCAAGUCAUCAGAGAAAUCUGAAGAUGUCAGUAGGGAAGAGUCUAGUCAGAGUAGAAAGGAAGAGAAACACGUGACGAAAAUGGAAGAGAAAAAAGAAGAGUCUAAGACCGACAUCGAUGAAGAUGAUGCGCGCGCAAUCCUCACAUCACCUAGGACGCCAAGGGAGGCAACUCCAGACGCUCAACCGGAGUCUCCGACUCCUGCAACUCCUGCAGCUAAGAAACCUCCCCCUAGUCGCAGCAAAUCAAAACCGCCACCAGAGGCCUCGGACACGCUGCCUUUUCCAGAGGACGAUGACAUAGAAGCGCUGGACAAACUGGCCGAUUACAACCUCAAGUCGUUGAUGGGCGAGCAGGUUGGGGAAGCGCCAGAAGUGAAGAGCGAACUCUUGGACAAAGUCUUCAGCUCCGAGUUUCAGAGUAAUAUGGACAAUUUCCUCGCAGCCAGAUAGGCUCGCGUCGACCACAGUCAUAUAAACAUUUAAAGGUACAUGUUCUGCUGUUCAGCGAAUUCGAUGGGCGAGCAGGUUGGGGAAGCGCCAGAAGUGAAGAGCGAACUGUUGGACAAAGUCUUCAGCUCCGAGUUCCAAAGUAAUCUGUACAAUGUCCUCGCAGCCAGAUAAGCUUGCGUUGACCACAGUCAUAUUCAUAUUUAAAGGUGCACGUUCUGUUUUUCAGCGAAUUCACACACACACCCGCCCCCUGUCCUAGAAUCGGCCACUGGAUCCAGGGUAGUCAUGUCUCAACAUGGAAUGAAUGAUGCGCAUGUUAAUCAUGUUUCAUUUUAAUCUUGUUCAGAGAAUUGUGUGUUUCCAUCAUAAUACCAAUCUGUUUGUCGUUCUAAUAGGAGCUAAAUACAUGUCACGCAGUUUAUCAUUGUACAGUAUUUUUGGAUCGUAGCGAACUCUGUGAAACUUUUCGUAUCCUCAAAAAUCAUUUUCCAAAAAAAUAAAAUAAUAAUGUAUAUAGAAAGUCUGCGUCGCCUAUCUGUCAAAAUUAUCCUGUUUUAAUACGAAGCUGCAAUAUUCAAAUUCCUGGACUGAGGAGCGGACGAAAGUCGACGCCUGCACCCAUGACAGGCGUGUGCUACAACAGCUUGUUCUGAAUGUGCUCGUUAAAACCUAUGAAGUGACGUCACGCGUUAAAAUGGUGGUCAUCCUGAUUAAAUUUCAACAUAAAAUAGACGUAUAAAUAGUAAUAAGUGAAAUUAUUUGGAUGUAAAAAAUGUAGUUAAAGGCAUAUGUUUUUUUAAGAAAUACAAAUAAAUCUUUCAGCUCAUUAAGCAACUUUGAGACAUCCAUUUUAAGGACGUAUAUGUUUCCGAAUUCAACACUGUAUAUCAUUUCUGUUUUAUUAGUGACCUUUGACCUAACAAGACUUUGUUAAAGAUAGUUGGCCCGCUGUUAAGUAGUUUACUCUAUUAUAGGGAAUUUCUGGGUAUUAACUACGUUUAUGGAUUUUAGCAAAGUAUAUCUUUAUGGUAUUAUUUCUAUAAUUAGUAUAAUUGUUGCUCAUUACCGACAAAAAGGCAGGUAGUUUACCACGACUUUCGAUAGGGCAAGCACGUUUUAAAACGGCCAAAUGUUCACGUAUCACUGCAUUCGAACUUGUAUUUCUAAAGUAGUCACUAAAAGUGAAGUCACAACGACACGAGUGCAUUGUACGAGAAUACCAGAUGGUGACAAGACAAACAUUAGGAUUUCAUCGGUUGCGAUGCAGUCGUCUAGUCUCGUACGAGGCAGUCGGAUCGUGUGGAGUGGCCUUAAUGUGUGUCUUGUGUGACAAGAGUGAUCCGUGUCUUGAAGAUAAGUCCGGUUUUUAGAGGACCACUCUGUAACAUGGGCUGUUGGGACAUGUACCUUUAAUAUGUUGGAAUAUUUUGUUAUUUACUGGUCUCUUUACAACGACAAGAGACGGUGGCGGUCCAGGAACAGGCUUUAAGUGGGGUGGGGUGUUUUGGGGGGUUGUUUUGUUUUGUUUCUUUUUUGUUAUUUUUUGUUUCUUUGUUGAGGGUUUUUUUUUAGGGAGGAUGGUGUUUUUUGUUUUUUCCGUAUUUUGUCC